This is a messenger RNA of Anoplophora glabripennis (Asian longhorned beetle), 5446 nucleotides long. RefSeq names its product insulin-like receptor. Lineage: Eukaryota; Metazoa; Arthropoda; Insecta; Coleoptera; Cerambycidae. The transcript is spliced from 16 exons. Gene Ontology annotation, cellular component: membrane; insulin receptor complex; axon. Gene Ontology annotation, molecular function: insulin receptor activity; ATP binding; insulin receptor substrate binding. The record is from RefSeq and is a predicted model, not a curated record. Gene Ontology annotation, biological process: protein phosphorylation; glucose homeostasis; positive regulation of kinase activity. The coding region runs from base 668 to 4867 and encodes 1399 amino acids.
GUGAAAAUACUCGCUUCAUGGUUCCGUCGCUCUGCCGGUCCUGCGUUGCCUGUUUACGAGGUUACAAAAUAUUUAAAUGUGAAACAUCUCAUCAAUGAGCUAUAUUAGCCCUUAUCUCCGAAAACGUCAAUGAAACACGGUUUUAAUCAAGGAACGUCGUGCGGUUGUGUGAAAAAUUUUGUAAAUAAUCCAGCAGUGAAAGGUUUUUAAAACAUGCGAUGACGGCAACGUUGUAACCGUAGAACUUAAUCACCAAACAAAUAUUAGUGAAGUUGUAUGUCUCAGUAAGCAUGGUGGACGAAAAGUAUGUAUUACGUUUUAAGUGAAAUAGUGUAAUAAACCUGGAACAACAACAGUUUCAAAUAUAACAAAUACACAGAGUGUGGUUGUACUUGUGCAUCGGUUUGUUUAGAAUCGUAACUGUGUUUGUGAAUAUACCACAUGUCAAGUUAAAUGUUUUCGACGAGAUACUCUUCUAUAAGGUGCAGCGAGACGAUGUGACUAGCCGGUCAACUGUCGCGCGUUUGCGAGGGAGUCUUAUGAGGAACAUGUCCACAACCAAGGCGCGCAGCAUCGCAGCAACACGUUCACAGCGACCGAAUUCGCGGCUGGUACAGUUUGAGGGAUCUCGCCCGACAAUUUCGCCCAUGUCUACGGGGUCCCACUGAUGGCCGUCCACGGCUUUGCCCAAACGGCCCAAUUGCGCCGAUUCAUUGGCUGGCACGGUCCUGGCUGCCCGCUGGCCGGCACCCUGCUGUUUUACGGUGCGGCCUUUGCUCUUCUGAUUCCCGGACCCAUCCGGCCCGCCGGGGCCCAGGAGCUGACGCCCGGGCCAGUCCACCGCAACGAGACUAGAUUUAUUUGCAAAAGCGUGGACGUCCGAAAUUCACUGGACGCGUUCUCGAAACUGGAGAACUGCGAGGUGAUCGAAGGGUUCCUCCAGAUCUUGCUCUUCGACAACGUUUCGGAGUCGGAGUUCCUGAAGAGACAGUUCCCGCUUCUGACUGAGAUAACAGACUACCUAUUACUGUACAGAGUGAGCGGAUUGCGUAGCAUAGGGCAGUUGUUUCCGAAUUUAUCGGUUAUCCGCGGUCAAAGCCUAUUCUUUUCUAAUGCAUUUGUGAUAUUCGAGAUGUCAAGUUUACAAGAAAUCGGCUUAUAUUCCCUCACAGACAUCACACACGGUGCGGUGCGCAUCGACAAGAAUCCUUCCUUGUGUUUCGUUCACACCAUCGACUGGGACCGCAUAGUCCACGACAAGAGCGAGAAGAGUUUUAUAAAGAGCCUGAAGCCCGAAAACGAGUGUCCGGUAUGUCCCGGUAACAUCGACGUGAAAGUUAACGGCGAUAAUAACAGCGCGACGGUGGCUUGCCCGAAAGCCCCAAGGACUAGCGGUGACAGUUUCGAAAAAGACAGACACCUCUGCUGGAACAGACGGCACUGCCAGAAGAUCUGCCCGGACAACUGCACCGCCUGCAACGACCGCGGACAGUGCUGCGGCCCCCUGUGUCUGGGGGGUUGCAGCAACGACGAUCCCGACGAUUGCACCGUGUGUAAAAAUUUCACCGUUGAGACUGAGAAGAAGAGGCAGUGCACCCAAAGCUGCCCGCCUAAUUAUUUCAAGUAUUUGGAUCGACGCUGUAUCACAAAAGAAGAAUGUAUUAGUAUGCCAAAGCCAUUAGAAUUCCAUGCCACCAACGAAAUUGCCUAUAAAAUUUUUAAGCAGUCCUGUAUUUUGCAUUGUCCUCCCAACUACAAGAGUGUAAACAACACAUGUAUACAUUGCGGAGGGAGGUGUGAAAAAGUUUGCGAUGGGAUCAACGUAGACAGCAUAGCACUGGCAAAACAACUGAGAGGGUGUACCCAUAUCAAAGGUUCUCUCGAGAUUCAAAUUCGAGCAGGCAGUAAGGUAGUAAAUGUGUUAGAAGAAAAUCUUAAUAUGAUAGAAGAAAUAUCCGGUUAUCUCAAAAUUGUUCGAUCUUUCUCACUUGUGUCUCUGAACUUCCUAAAGAGUCUCAAGCGGAUCAAGGGCGAGAAGUUGGAGAGUCAAAAAUACGCGGUCGUUAUACUGGAUAAUCAAAAUUUGCAAGAAUUAUGGGACUGGAAAAAUAGAACCUUGAAGAUAGACAACGGAUCGUUAUUUUUCCAUUUUAAUCCAAAAUUGUGCAUGUACAAAAUUGAGAAGCUGCAGGAAGUGGCUAUGCCCCAUUUACCGCAUUUCACCGAUCACGAAGUAGCACCAAAUUCCAACGGAGAUCAGAUCGCUUGUAACGUAACGGAUCUGCCAGUAAAAAUUACGUACGUCGAAAGCAAUUUCAUUACACUGGAAUGGAAUCAGUUCGAAAUGGAAGACCAACGAAGCCUUCUAGCUUAUACGGUGUACUGCAUCGAAGCCCCUUCUAGAAACAUUACUCUUUACGACGGAAGAGACGCCUGCAGCCAAGACAAUUGGCGCGUGUAUGACGUGGCGAACCAACCAGGCGAGAAAAAAAUCGUCCAGCCCCUGCCAAAUCUGAAGCCGUACACUUAUUACGCUUUUUACGUGAAAACGUACACCAUCGCUAGCGCGAGGACCGGGGCGCAGAGCGAAAUCAAGUAUUUCCGUACGAACGCUUCGAUGCCGUCGCCGCCACAGAAUCUACAAGUCAUAAGCAAUUCCAGCGACUCCUUGAAAAUCUCAUGGCUGCCUCCGGCAAACCCAAACGGCAACAUAACCCAUUAUAUCGUGUCCGGCAAGAAGCACUCGAAUGGCGAUAUGUAUUCCAAAGACAGAAACUACUGUAAAGAUCCCCCUACUAAGACUGAAGCACCACAAGUUAUUCAACCCACCCCCUCACCAAAAAGUAACGAUACCUGCAUAUGCGCCGAGAACCCUGAGAGGAGUAUCAGCAUUAACGAAAUGGAAGAAGCCGCGAGGAUAAAGUUCGAGGACGAACUCCAAAACAAAGUUUAUAUAAGAAGGAAAGAUCCGAUAAGGACAAAACGUCAGGCAACGGCUUAUACGUUCCCAAACAACACCGAGAGCCUGUCGCCGAGCUUUAAGAAUAACGUGAUACAAAACGUCACCGAAAAUGGUACCGAUAUUUGGGAGUCGUUUAGUUUUCCCGUUUACGGAAAGACUGAUUUUUUUAUCGACAAACUGCACCAUUUCACCUUUUACGUUAUCAACGUCCAGGCCUGUCGAGAGAAGGAAGGGGACAAUGAUAUGGAGAGCAGAUGCAGCAGCACCAGCAUGCAAACUCAGAGGACGCUGAAGAAACGUGGAGCUGACCGUAUUAAUAAGGUCCACAUUACAAAUCAAAGUCUCGAUACGGUGACGAUAGCCUGGGAACCGCCGGAAGAACCGAAUGGAGUAAUAUUCACCAUUUCAGUAGAAUACAAGCGAAUCGACAUCGAUAAUGCAAAGGCAAACCCGGAGUGCGUAACGUCGAAAGAUUUCACAAACGACAGUAGUUACAGAAUAAUGAAACUGUUUCCUGGUAACUACAGCUUGCGAGUCGUCGCAACCACCUCGGCAGGGGAAGGAGAAUACUCUCCGUACAUUUAUUUCUAUAUUAAUGAAUCAUCAUCGAAUACCAUAGUGAUAGUUUCUGUUACUUUAAUUAUAUUCCUUGGCUUAUUCCUAUUCGGCGGGUGUUUCUACCGGAAGCAUCAGAAAGAUAAAGAGAACAUGAGACUUAUCCAGUCGGUGAAUCCUGAAUACGUGCCUAGCGUUUACAUACCGGACGAGUGGGAGGUGCCAAGAAAGAAAAUCGACCUGAUCAAAGAAUUGGGCCAAGGCAGCUUCGGGAUGGUGUGGGAGGGCAUCGCGCACGACAUCAAAGGCCAACCGGAAGUGAGAUGUGCCAUAAAAACUGUCAACGAACACGCCACCAACAGAGAGAGGCUGGAAUUCCUGAACGAGGCGUCUGUAAUGAAGGCGUUCGAUACUGCCCACGUCGUUAGGUUGUUAGGGGUGGUGUCGCAGGGCCAGCCCACUCUUGUGAUCAUGGAAUUGAUGGCGAACGGUGAUUUGAAGUCUUAUCUGCGAUCGCACAGGCCGGACAUCGAAAACUACGACCCUACGCUUAUAAAACACCCCCCCACCCUGAAGCAGAUCCUUCAGAUGGCCAUCGAGAUAGCGGACGGCAUGGCUUAUCUGUCGGCGAAGAAGUUCGUACACCGGGACCUGGCAGCUAGGAAUUGUAUGGUUUCGGAAGACUUAACCGUAAAAAUAGGAGAUUUCGGGAUGACUCGUGACAUAUACGAGACGGAUUACUACAGGAAAGGGACGAAAGGCCUUUUGCCUGUGCGGUGGAUGGCACCCGAGAGCCUCAAGGAUGGGGUUUUCACUAGUAGCAGCGACGUGUGGAGUUACGGUGUAGUCUUGUGGGAGAUGGCUACGCUGGCGUCGCAACCCUACCAGGGACUCUCGAACGAUCAAGUAUUACGGUACGUCAUAGACGGCGGAGUAAUGGAAAGGCCGGAAAAUUGCCCCGAUAAACUGUACACGUUGAUGAGGUACUGCUGGCAACACAAACCGACCGCGAGGCCGGCGUUCCUAAAGCUUUGCCAGCUUCUGUUAGAUGACGCCAGCCCAAAUUUCGCACAGGUCUCGUUCUACCACAGCCCGGCCGGGGCGGAGGCACGCGCGUCCCGUCCCACCCCCUCGCCGAGUCAAGACGACCACCAGACGACGCCGUUGCGGAAAGUGUCCGACCGACUCGGCGGAUACACCCCCUCCGAAUCCCAAGACUCCGAUGAGUUGGAUAUCGAUACUCAUCACCAGUUUCCCAGUAUUUCCGAGAGCGGCGUCGGUGUGACCGCCACGGCGAAUGGUUACGUAAGUGGGUGUCCUACAACAGGUGCGUCGACAACGCAGUGCUAGCCACAUAUCACUUCUUAAAAAUUCUAUUAAAAGUAUUCCUAUGAAAGAUCUGAUUAUUAUUUCAGCGAGAGACGGAACAGCAUGACUUAUUGUAAAGUAGUUUAAGUUGAAAUUACCAAAGAUAGUGAUAUUUAUUAACUGCAUUUGUUGGGAUGCCUACUUAAACAAACAAAACAGUUCAAUACAUAGUGUAAGCAAUUAGGUUUAGUGAAGCAUUUUGCCUAACCACGGAAGACUAGUCUUUUUCCAGUUUACCUAUGGAUACUCUAGUUUAAGAUACUUGUCUAUUAAUGAUAUUACAUGUAUGUUAAACGGUGGAACUAAUUGCCUUAUUAAUUAAAGUGUGUACCGAAAUGUGUAGAAUCCCUCAAAGACAUUCAUUCAAAGAUGGAUCAAAUGCCAGUCAUCAAUACAUCGCAGCCUGAGUUCCUUUAUACCUACCCAAUUGGUAGUCACAUUAAAAACUACUUUAUUAAUUGAUAACUGUACCUAUUACUAUUUAUAUUUUUAAUUAUAUUUUGUACUCUGUGACAUAAUGUACAUUUCUCUAUUAUUUUAUAUAAAAUAAAAAUAAGUUAU